AUGUCGCUCUUCCGUAGCGGCCGGACUGCCGCCGUGCAGCUCCGCGGUUUCUCAACCUCCUCCAGCCUCCGAGUCGGACCUGACUCACCCAACUUCAUCGAGAUUCCCCAAUCGGUUCAGCCGUACCAGCCCGCCAAACGCACUGUCAAGGGUACCCUUCCUGUGCCCCGUGAAAUCUUUUCCCGCCGACGCGCGGACAAGCCUACGGAGGCGUACAUCCGAGCUGCGAUCCCUCUCCCCGUGGACAGCAAAGACAUCAACCCCAACGAGCCCAAUGCCGAGUACCGACAAUGGAAGAAGACAAUGGCCGAAAUGCGAAGGACGAACUUCAGACAGGGAUUGAAGGCAUUGCACAAGCGAAAGCAAAUGACAGAUAAGAUCAUGGCGCAGCAAAGUCGCGAAAAACAACGACGACGUGCACAGGUUCUCAAGCAGGGAGAACGGGAGGAUGUGUUGCUUACCCGGCCUUCGGUCAUCAAGGAGAUGCUCCCCCAACACAAUCCUGUUUUGCCAGAUCCCAACCGAGAGGAGCGGCUCGCCCUUUCCAAAGCACGCCUUGAGGAGAAGGCGUUGCUGAAGGAGCAGGGCCGACGGGACGCGCUACACACCCUUUAUAUGAAUGCUCGCGACUUCAUCGUCAACGAGCAGCAGCUCGCUGCGGCGAUCGACAAGGCCUUCCCCUCAGGAGUCAAUGAAGCUUGGCGCAACGACCAAGCUAAUGGCGAGAACGUCUGGAACCUCGGCUUCCCUCCGACAGUGCAAGAGGCUCUCUUACAAGGUACGAGGGGAGACACUGACCGCUGGGAUAAGAUGCAGACUAGGGUCAAGAAGCUGGGAGAGGAGAUCACUGGUGGAAAGCUAUAA
Messenger RNA from Aspergillus calidoustus, 864 nucleotides. The record is from the annotation of a GenBank genome assembly. NCBI's taxonomy places the organism in Eukaryota, Fungi, Ascomycota, Eurotiomycetes, Eurotiales, Aspergillaceae.